AUGGUCAUCGCCAAUGUCAUUGUUUAUAAAGUUGCAAGACGCCAUGCUAUACAGAUAGAUGCAUUAAAACAGACGGCGUCUAGUGACAAAAUGAGAUAUCCCGACAGCGUCAGUGAACGGCAAUAUGCUGCAAUAAUUGUAUUCGUGAAAAUAGUGACAGCCAUCCUGUGCUUACAAACUCCAAUCAUUGUAACGAUGAUUAUAAGCACAAGUUACCCAGAUCUUCGAGAUCAAACUCCAAUGCGAGUUUUUCGUUCGUUAGCAUACCUGUGCUUCCUCAUAAACUCAUUUGUAAACUUAUAUAUGUACAUUUGGAAACUGAAGGAAUGUGAAAUGAACUUGUAUUAUAUGUUAGCAAAGUUUUUCAAGCAGUAUAAAAGCAGAGCCGAAGUGUUACGUCUGGAAGUUUAUAAUAUAGUGGUUUCUUCCCAGGCUGACACCUAUGUCUAG
Mercenaria mercenaria is the source of this 450-nucleotide messenger RNA. RefSeq lists its product as uncharacterized. The transcript has a single exon. NCBI's taxonomy places the organism in Eukaryota, Metazoa, Mollusca, Bivalvia, Venerida, Veneridae. The coding region runs from base 1 to 450 and encodes 149 amino acids. The record is from RefSeq and is a predicted model, not a curated record.